AAAACUUCUAGAUUCCAAGUCAUAGUCAUUUUUUUCUGGCAGACUCAUCAUUUCACCUGUCUACUUUCAGUGCUGUAGUUCCUGAAAGAUUCCAGUAACGUGACUGCAGCUAGAGAUGGGACAGAAUGAAGAAAAUAUUAACAUGAAAGCCACUGCUAAGUGAUGAAGACACCAUCUGUCCUGUGUCAAAUGUUUGCCUGUGUCUCUUCCUACUAUGUGUGCAGUCUAUGGCUGCUUGUAGGCUUUAAACUUGGACAAUCAUCGUAUGGGUUUUGUGAAUGUUUUGCAACUUGUUGAAGGGCUUGCACUAAGGCACCAUGACUGGUCAACUAAGUGAAGAUACUUCAGAGUCUCCAAACCUAAACUCCGAUGAGCUGGAGUGCAAGAUAUGCUAUAACCGUUACAAUUUAAGACAAAGGAAACCAAAAGUUUUGGGCUGUUGUCACAGAGUAUGUGCCAAAUGCCUUUAUAAACUUGUGGACUGUGUGGAGUCUCCACAGUGUGUCAUAGUGUGCCCAUUUUGUAGGUUUGAGACACGUUUGCCUGAGGAUGAAGUCAGCAGCCUCCCGGAUGACAACAAUAUUUUACUCAACCUGGCAUGCGGUGGGAGGGGAAAGUGCUCUGGAGACAAUGCAACAGAGUUGCUGCUAACCCCAAAACGUCUUUCAACGCUGGUUACACCUUCGCACAGUUCUACAAACUGCCUGGUAAUCACUAUCAUGGAAGUCCAGAGAGAAAGUGCUCCAGCCCUCAAUGCUACUCCUGUGGUAGAGUUCUACAGGCCUUCCACAUACGAUCCUGUUUCAAUGCCUCACAACUGGACAGUGUGGAACUGUACAUCCUUAAUCUGCCAAACCUCUGUGCGUGUCUUUGUUUGGUUACUAGGUCUACUCUACUUUAGUUCCUUGCCUCUAGGGAUUUAUCUGCUAGUUUCGAAAAAGGUAACUCUUGGAGUCGUUUUUGUCAGCCUUGUCCCUUCCAGUCUUGUUAUACUAAUGGUAUAUGGCUUCUGUCAGUGUGUCUGUCACGAAUUUUUGGAUUGUAUGUCCACCUCAUAA
Bufo gargarizans (Asiatic toad) is the source of this 1058-nucleotide messenger RNA. Its product is annotated as E3 ubiquitin-protein ligase RNF182-like. The transcript is spliced from 2 exons. The coding region runs from base 318 to 1058 and encodes 246 amino acids. The record is from RefSeq and is a predicted model, not a curated record. NCBI's taxonomy places the organism in Eukaryota, Metazoa, Chordata, Amphibia, Anura, Bufonidae.